AUGCUGAAGGCCGUCAUCCUCAUCGGCGGCCCCCAGAAGGGGACCCGCUUCCGGCCGCUCUCCUUCGAGGUGCCCAAGCCGCUCUUCCCGGUGGCCGGCGUGCCCAUGGUGCAGCACCACAUCGAGGCGUGCGCCAAGGUGCCCGGCAUGAAGGAGAUCCUGCUCAUGGGCUUCUACCAGCCGCACGAGGCGCUCAGCCGCUUCCUGGUGUCGGCGCAGCAGGAGUUCAGGAUCCCCAUCAGGUACCUGCAGGAGUACGCGGCGCUGGGCACGGGCGGCGGCAUCUACCACUUUCGGGACCAGAUCCUGUCCGGGGGCCCCGAGGCUUUCUUCGUGCUCAACGCCGACGUGUGCUCCGAGUUCCCGCUGCGGGAGAUGCUCGAGUUCCAGCGGCGGCGCGGCGACGCGCACAGCGCGCUCAUGCUGGGCACCACGGCCAACAGGACCCAGGCGCUGAAUUACGGCUGCAUCGUGGCCAACGCGGACACGCACGAGGUCCUGCACUACGUGGAGAAGCCCAGCACGUUCGUCAGCGAGAUCAUCAACUGCGGCAUCUACCUGUUCACGCCCUCCAUCUUCCAGCACAUCGGCGACGUCUUCCAGAGGAACCAGCAGGAGCUCGUGCUCUGCCCUUACCUCGGAGAGGAGAACUCCAAUGGCUGGCAGCGUGCAGAAGUGAUCCGGCUGGAGCAGGACGUUUUCACGGCCCUGGCUGGGAGCGGCAAACUCUACGUCUACAAAACUGAUGGUUUCUGGAGCCAGAUCAAAUCAGCUGGCUCUGCCAUCUAUGCCAGCCGCCUUUACCUGAACCAGUACAGCCAGUGCCACCCAGAGAGGCUGGCCCAGAACAAACCUGGAGGCCCCAUCAUUCGAGGGAACGUGUACAUCCACCCCACAGCCUCUAUCGACAGCACUGCUGUGCUGGGCCCCAAUGUCUCCAUUGGGAAGGGGGUGACGGUGGGAGCUGGUGUGCGCGUACGCGAGUCCAUCGUCCUCCACGGGGCCACGCUGCACGAUCACACCUGCGUUCUCAAUACCAUUGUGGGCUGGGACAGCACCAUCGGGCGCUGGGCUCGGGUUGAGGGAACACCUAGUGACCCCAACCCCAACGAUCCUUAUGCUAAGAUCGACAGUGAGACGCUUUUUCGGGAUGGACGACUGACACCUUCCAUCACAAUCCUGGGCUGCAGCGUGACCAUCCCUGCUGAGGUCGUCAUCCUCAAUUCCAUUGUCCUGCCCCACAAGGAGCUGAGCCGCAGCUAUAAGAACCAGAUUAUCCUGUGAGUUGGCCACUCGCCUCGUUGGAACUGCUCGUGCCAGCCCCAGGUUCCCUGAGGUGCCGCACGGAAGAGGUUUCUGCCUCCUGGAGGCCCCGCAGUUCCUGCCCCGAGUGCGGGAUGCAGGCCAGGAGCCCAAGUGCCUCGUUCCUGCUG
This is a messenger RNA of Nothoprocta perdicaria, 1433 nucleotides long. RefSeq names its product GDP-mannose pyrophosphorylase A (gene GMPPA). The record is from RefSeq and is a predicted model, not a curated record. Gene Ontology annotation, cellular component: cytoplasm. Bases 1 to 1284 code for a protein of 427 amino acids. NCBI's taxonomy places the organism in Eukaryota, Metazoa, Chordata, Aves, Tinamiformes, Tinamidae. The transcript has 13 exons. Gene Ontology annotation, biological process: biosynthetic process. Gene Ontology annotation, molecular function: transferase activity.